GACAGGCUAUGACAUCAGAGGGGCGACUUUAUAAAAGUGCAUGUGCACGGACUCAGGCAGUGAGCAAACAAGUUCGAAAAUCUCAUUGCAUUACAGAGCAUGAUGGGGAACAAACUCGUGGCAUGGGCACUGCUGCUCUACCUGACCUCACAGGUUUGCUGUCAGCAGUGUGGUGGGCCAUGUCAGUGUCCAUCUGUACCAGUAUGCCCGGAGGGGGUUCCUCUGAUUCUGGAUGGGUGUAAAUGUUGCCGGGUGUGUGCCCGGCAGAAGGGUGAGGCAUGCAGUGAGCGGUUUUUGUGUGACACUCGGCGUGAUCUUCAGUGUGACUAUAGCGCCAGCUUCCCUGGUGAACCAGGAGAGUGUGUCAGUCAGGAGGACCUGGGCUGUAAGUUUAAAGGAGUGUUGUAUCAAGAAGGCCAGGUGUGGCAGCCAUCUUGUGCCCUUCAAUGUCGCUGUUCAGGCGGAGGGGUGACCUGUGUGCCCCUGUGCAGAGAAGAUAUUCUCCUACCCACCCCAAACUGCCCUCACCCGAAGAGGGUUUUGCCACCGGGCAAAUGCUGUAAAGAGUGGGUUUGUGAAAAUAUGAACAACACUGUGCUUGGGGAUGAUAUCAUAGUGUCUCCAAACCAUGGUCCACACCAAAGCAGGCCCGGCUCAAAAUGCAUAGACCGGAGCACAGAAUGGAGCUCUUGCUCGCAAACCUGUGGGCCUGGGAUAUCAACAAGAGUGUCCAAUCAAAAUCCGGCCUGCCGCCUUGAGAAGCAGACACGCUUGUGUACGGUCCGACCAUGUCAGCCCGUUCUCAACAGUACCCCACAGGGGUCAAGAAGAAAAUGCCAGCGCAGUUACCGGUCAACAAGUCAGGUGCUUUUUUUUCAUCUUGGAUGCAAAAGUGUGCAGCUUUACAGGCCCCGUUAUUGUGGCCUGUGUCCAGACAACCGCUGUUGUACUCCACACCGCCCUGGCACCACAAUGGUCACCUUCCAAUGUCCUGAAGGCAGAACAUUUGAACAAGCUGUCAUGACCAUCAACUCCUGCGUCUGCCAUAACAACUGCCCCAAUUCAUCUGUAGGAGCAUACAGCGAAAGACCCAUCAGGGGUUAGACAUCCACCACAUGUUAACAAAUCACCCUGGGUCUUUUUGACGUAGUGGCUUUAUAUUGAAUACCCUGGGCUUACAAGUCUUAACUUAUUCUUAAUCUUGAAUAUCAAUCAAAAAAGACAUUGAGCAACAGUAAGGAAAACCCCAUUUAAGAGUGCUGUGUGUACAUUUAAGCGGCAUAAAUUGUGGUGAGAUAACUACGGUUACUAUGGUAACCACCAAUGAUGGCUGUUGACUUCAUGUGAAGCACGUGUUUUGUCAAAAUAAGUGCCUGCUGCACACCGUUUAUGAUUAAAGAGACGCUCACGUUCACAAAAUACACGCAAGACACUCCCUUAACAGUGAACUCUGAUUACACAUGUGAUUAUGCGAGAAUCUGGCAAAUGCGAGCGUCUUUUUAUCAUAAACCCUUUAGAUGCAUCUGCAGCAGGCACUUAUUUUGCCAAGACACGUGAUGUACAUAGAUUCACGUCACGCGACGCACAGAACACAUAUUUUGAAAUUACGAACCACACACAUGACAGGCUACAUGCAUGUUGUGACGAACUUUGCAUCG
Misgurnus anguillicaudatus (oriental weatherfish) is the source of this 1658-nucleotide messenger RNA. It is a transcript of the gene ccn5, whose product is annotated as cellular communication network factor 5. Lineage: Eukaryota; Metazoa; Chordata; Actinopteri; Cypriniformes; Cobitidae. Gene Ontology annotation, biological process: positive regulation of cell differentiation; signal transduction; cell adhesion. Gene Ontology annotation, cellular component: extracellular region; extracellular matrix. Gene Ontology annotation, molecular function: heparin binding; integrin binding. The record is from RefSeq and is a predicted model, not a curated record.